AUGCUUGAGGAUCAAGAUGUUACAUCGCUUAGGCCAUACAAGUUAUCUCUUUGGUUCCUACACAAGGCUUUGAGGAUACAAUUUGAAGCAAAAUUUGAAAGGUUAAAAGAAGCUUUUGGAGGGAAAGAAAGAUUCAAGUCAUAUUUCAUCUCCAAGAUACAACUUCCACCACAGCUACAUCAAACUGCAUUGGAUGGGACACCGCAAAGAGUUCUUUCUACCCUUUUGCACUCAUUUUUUGACAGCAGACGUGGUGGAAUACCUUUCCAUCCCGCCUCUCUUCCAGUAUUAGGCCUAUCUGAAGGUGAUAAACAACGCAUACGUGACUGUAGCAGCAUAAUGGCCAGGCAUCUCUUUGCAGAUAAAAGCGGAGAAUUUAUCCAUGCCCAGGUAAAUGCUCUUCUGUCCUCUCUAGAUAUUGACAGCAACGUUCAUGACAAGGGACCUAUGCCUGAAAAAUUUAGGGAGCUUGAUGAUUAUUGGAACAAGUCUCAAGGCAAUGUAAUACAAGAUGCUCAUGCUGCAAUACUGGAUGAAAAAAAAACUAGAAGUCAUAAAGAGCAUGCAAAGUACACCACAGAUCUCACCACCGUAAAUCCCCGUAUUCUACUUUCAGGACCUGCAGGGUCAGAAAUAUAUCAGGAGAUGCUUGUAAAAGCACUUGCGAAAUACUUCAGUGCUAAAUUUCUCAUAUUCGAUAGCCAAUUGCUUUUGGGUGGUUUAUCUUCUAAGAAAGCUGAGCUUCUCAAAGAUGGAUUUACUGCCGAUAAAUCUUGCAGCUGCCCAGGCAAAACAAAAAGCUCAUUCUCAGGAAGAAACUCCUAA
Molecule: messenger RNA, 825 nt
Organism: Vicia faba (fava bean)
Lineage: Eukaryota; Viridiplantae; Streptophyta; Magnoliopsida; Fabales; Fabaceae
Source: the annotation of a GenBank genome assembly